Molecule: messenger RNA, 765 nt
Organism: Arctia plantaginis
Lineage: Eukaryota; Metazoa; Arthropoda; Insecta; Lepidoptera; Erebidae
Source: the annotation of a GenBank genome assembly
AUGAUUUUAGUGAAAUCUCAUUCUUUUCUCCUCGUAUUUGUUGUAUUAGAGACAGUGCACAGCAAAUUAACAUGUAGUCAUAACGUGACAGAAUGUAUGACUAAAGCAGCACAAAACGUGUAUAAUUCUCUAGUAGCUGGGGUCAAAGACCUUACUGAACCAAUUGAUCCUUUGCAUCUUGACAAGAUUGAUGCUGACUUACCAGGAUUCAAAUAUCAAGUAACAAAUGUUACUAUGAAUGGAUUGAGAGAUUGUACGGUUGAGCUGUUCAAAUCCGACGAAAUAUCCUUUAAUUUUGAAUUGGAUUUACACUGUCCGAAUUUGGUUUUCACGUAUCACUAUAAGGCCAAAGGCGUAAUUUUAACGUCAGUAGAAUUCGAUGGCCAAGGUUUUGCAAAUGUUGCUGUAGACGACUAUUACAUUAAAAUUAAAGGAAAGUUCAAAAAGUUCAUUUCAGUAAAGGACCAAAAACUUUACACAUCUAUCAUUAGUCACUUUAUAGAAACAGAUCUUAAAGGAAAGAUUAAGUUCGAAACCGAUGAAGAGAUAAACCCAGACAAAACUAAAUCUGAUUUAGCGAAGAUAGCCAUCAAUGAAAACUACAAAGAUACCGACGUACUCCUUCGAACUCCGUUUCUCGAGAACUUCAUAACAUUGUUUGUACAGAAUCUGAACACGUACUUGGCAAACUUCUCAAUUGACGAAUUAUUACCGCAAAAGGAGAAAAAGAGUAUUUUAAAUAUUAGAGGAACACCCUUAGUUUAA